Punica granatum (pomegranate) is the source of this 1439-nucleotide messenger RNA. NCBI's taxonomy places the organism in Eukaryota, Viridiplantae, Streptophyta, Magnoliopsida, Myrtales, Lythraceae. The record is from RefSeq and is a predicted model, not a curated record.
UGCACACUCCUCCUAAUCUAAAUUGGGCGAACCAAACGGCCCUGUAAGUUCUUUGGAUGAACUCUGUUUCACGGCUGCCGCGCUGAAACGAAUUGCUUGCUCAGUCAAUCACUGCACGGCCAUGGCUACGAAGCUCAUAGUAGCCGCGGCUUCUCUUGCAGUGAUAUCCGUCGUCUUAGCUCUUCUGUACCCGCCCGCCCGCCUCUCUCUGCCCCCUUCAAUCCCCGGGUCCCGCGACCACCUCCACUCCUCCCGGAUACUGCAUGUUGACGGGGCCUUCGGGCCGGAAAGCCUCGCCUUUGACCCCAACGGGGGAGGCCCGUACACCGGCGUCGCCGACGGCAGGAUUCUCCGGUGGGAUGGCGACGGCCGGGGCUGGGUUGAUUUCGCCGUCACCAGUCCCAACAGGAAGGACUGUGUUCGGCCUUUUGCGCCCGAACUGGAGCACAUCUGCGGGAGGCCACUCGGACUUCGGUUCGAUAAGAAGACUGGAGAUCUCUAUAUUGCGGAUGCAUACUUUGGGCUCUUGGUGGUGGGCUCCGCUGGUGGGUUGGCCGCUCCAGUAGUCACUGAAGCUGAAAGUCACUCAUUUCACUUCACCAACGACAUGGAUAUUGAUGAGUUUGAGGAUGUCAUUUAUUUAACGGACUCAAGCACAAGGUUUUAUAGAAGGCAAUUUAUGUCUUCAAUUCUAAGCGGAGACAGGACAGGCAAGCUAAUGAAAUAUGACAAGUCAAGCAAACAACUGACGGUCCUACUACGAGACCUUGCUUUUGCCAAUGGGGUGGCACUGAGCAAAGAUCGCUCCUUUGUGCUGGUAGCGGAGUCAACCUCUUGCCGAAUCACAAGGCUAUGGCUUCAGGGUCCUAAUGCCGGCAAGUCAGACACUUUUGCUGAAUUGCCUGGCUUCCCUGACAACAUAAGGAGGAACCCGGACGGAGAAUUUUGGGUUGCCCUCCAUUCCAAGAAAGGUACUUUUGCAAGGUGGGCUCUUUCAAACACGUUCAUCGGGAACCUGUUGCUAAAAUUUCCGCUUAGCUUCAGGCAGCUGCACUCAAUGUUCGUGGGUCGCCCACAUGCCACUAUUCUGAGGCUGAACGAGGAGGGAGAGGUUUUGGAAGUUUUGGAAGACGUUGAAGCGAAGGGUUUGAGGUUUCCGAGCGAAGUGGAAGAGAGGGAUGGUAAGUUGUGGAUUGGUUCGGUGAUGACACCCUUCAUCGGCAUCUAUAAUAGGAAUUAGGAGAUAUCCUCAACUUCCGCAGCGGCCUAUGAUAUACUGUAACACCUCCAAAUAAUCUUGAAAUUAAGCCCCUGGUGUUUAUGCAUGUAGAAGGAUGUCUCGAGGGUGCUGACUUAAAGAUAAUGUAAGAAAGACUUUCUCCUUUCGGUUGAGAUGUGCUGAAGCUUUUUUAUGUUAAGGUAACUGCAAGUGAACGAAA